UAUAAAUCUUUGAUGAAUAUUGAAAUGUAACGUAUUUUAUUUGUUUAAAAGUCUGUGGUGCUUAGGGUUCUGUGCAUGAAUAGUGAACAACUGAGCAAGUCAGCAACUGAGCAAGUGAGUAACUGAGCAAGUGAACAACUGAGCAAGUGAACAAGUGAGUAACUGAGCAAGUGAAGAACUGAGCAAGUGAACAAGUGAGUAACUGAGCAAUCUAAGAGAGCAAGUGAGCAAUAUGAGUGAACAUGUUCACCAAAAUGAGCAAUGUUUACCCAACAUUACCCCAGAUAAAGGCAACAAACGGUGUAUUCGCCAACAAGGUGGAGGAGAUGUUGGCCACCAAGACACUCCGGCGAGCAAGCGGCAACGCGGGCCCAAGGUGGCCACCCCCCAGCCGAAGACGAGGAAGCCGAGACAGAAGGCCAUGAGCGAGGUGUCCAAGAGACAUCUCAUUGUGGCCUUUAUCGACUGCAGCGACGAGAACGGGAAGAUGACGCCGGCGCAGUGGAAGUUAGUCCACGCGCAGCUCGUCGAGGCACUGUUCUCGCGAAUGGAGGAGGACCCUAGCGCUCCCAUGCCCACUUUCGAUGGAGCGGGAUGGCUGAACGGGGUCAAAAUCCUCAAGUGUAAUGACGACCCAACGCGGCAGUGGCUGGUGCAGAAGGUGUCCCUACUGGAAGCUCUGUGGGAUGGGGCCAAGCUGGAGGUGGUGAUCCUGACCGGGCUGAUCCCGUCCAUACCAAUAGCGAAGGUGCUCUUCCCCAUUGCUGUCCAGGGGGAGCGAGCCCUGAAGCUGCUGCAGAGGCAAAAUCCGGACGUGCCAAAGGCUGACUGGAAGGUUCUGCAUGCCGGUAGCCCACUACCCAACGAGGGGGGCCAGCACGUGAUCCUCCAGAUCAGCAAGGAGGCGGAGGACAUCUUGUAUCCCAAGAUCGGGAAGAUGGCGUGGGGCGUAGGUAGCGUCUACCUACGGCUGAAAAAGCGCCACCCCGAGGACAAAGAUGCGCACACCCUCCAGGCGAGGUCGAGAAGGACCUAGGUCUGGAGACCUUAGUGGAGGCCGCCCAGGAGGAGGA
Messenger RNA from Drosophila pseudoobscura, 1073 nucleotides. RefSeq lists its product as uncharacterized. NCBI's taxonomy places the organism in Eukaryota, Metazoa, Arthropoda, Insecta, Diptera, Drosophilidae. The coding region runs from base 233 to 1036 and encodes 267 amino acids. The transcript is spliced from 2 exons. The record is from RefSeq and is a predicted model, not a curated record.